Messenger RNA from Dalotia coriaria, 775 nucleotides. It is a transcript of the gene mRpL50, whose product is annotated as mitochondrial ribosomal protein L50. The record is from RefSeq and is a predicted model, not a curated record. Gene Ontology annotation, cellular component: mitochondrion; mitochondrial large ribosomal subunit. Lineage: Eukaryota; Metazoa; Arthropoda; Insecta; Coleoptera; Staphylinidae. The coding region runs from base 49 to 693 and encodes 214 amino acids. The transcript has 2 exons.
UAAAUUUAUAGCUUUGCAGGUUGUAUUUUAGUGCACUGUAUUACCGACAUGGCUAAAAUGACCGCAAAUCUUCAACUCCGGCAAAUUUUCACGAAUUUAUCCGCACAACAACGUGAAAAAUGGUUGUUGCCAUCCCUGUGGCUCAAAAAUACAUCUUGCGUUAACUAUGCUACAAAAGCAGAGAAAAAGCGAGGAUUGGACCGAAGGCCAAUCCCCAAAGUGGAACACACAAUGAAAAGUAUUGCUGCAAAGGGUUUCCUACGCCCCACACAAGAUUAUUCGCCACCUGCCAGUUUCAAGGAAGAUUUACAUCAAAUCUGCUCCAAGCAUUUGCAGAAUCACACUGAUGAUACACUGCUAGGAGAGAAAAAGGCUGCUAUUUUGAUUGAGACAGCCACAAAGUUUAGUUUCUCAGUGCCCAAUUCACUCCUGCAUCAAGUUAUAGCAGUGAGUGACUUGAUUUCCUUCUACGGACAAGAAUCCAGCACAAAAACACCCCUGGAUAAGAUGAAAACAAUGGAUUUGCCUCCGAAUUUACAUGUGCAGUAUGAUUAUGUCAGGUGGCAUCCAGAGACAGAUACACAGUUUGGUGGAAUCACUGCAUUCCCAGAAAGUUCUACUUUGGUUACUGGUUUGAAGUACAGAGAAAAAUACAGAGGACAUAAGCAGUCUGUGUAUGUUCCUAGAGAAUAAGAGCAGAAUUGGAUGUGUAGUUUAAUGUCCUUAUAAAUAUUUGUUAAAAAAUUCAAUGAAGAAUGAUUUAUUUGUGUAUUUU